CGAAGUCUCGCUCGCUCCCUCGCCCGCACGCAGUAGAGAUCGCUCGUCGCGUUCGAAGCGUGCGUUCGACUUUCGGGCGGCGACGUACGCGAGUAGCGUGUGUCUUCAUUAUUGAUGCAAAAGUUCCACGAUGGUAGAUCAUAACGAGAAAUUGUUACAGGAGUUGCUAAAGAAAAGUGGAAAUAAUGUGUGUGCCGAUUGUGGAAGCGAAGACCCGGACUGGGCGUCGUACAACUUGGGCAUUUUCAUCUGCAUGCGAUGUGCCAGUAUUCACCGCAGUAUGGGGGCCCACAUCAGCAAGGUAAAGCAUCUUGAACUGGACCGCUGGGAAGAUUCACAGGUGCAGCGUAUGAAGGAAGUAGGAAACACUGCCGCAAAGAACAAAUACGAAGAGAGAGUCCCACCCUGUUAUCGACGACCUACGAAGAACGACCCACAAGUAUUAAUUGAACAAUGGAUACGUGCUAAAUACGAGCGAGAAGAGUUCUGUCAUCCGGAACGGCAGAACUAUCUAUCAGGCUACAUGGAGGGAUUCUUGAUGAAGCGAGGCAAAGAGGACAGCCGUUACCAGCGAAGGAAGUUUGUUUUAAAUGAAAACGAGGAUACUUUGAAGUACCAUGUUAAAGAAAACAAAGAACCUAAGGGCGUACUCAGAUUGUCCGAGUUAAAUGUCGCUUUCGCGCCAGCAAAGAUCGGACAUAUGAACUCCAUGCAGCUAACCUUCAUGAAAGAUGGCUCAACGAGGCAUAUCUACGUGUAUCAUGAGGACCCUGAAGUUAUUAACUAUUGGUACAUGGCGAUCCGUUGCGCUAAACUUCAUCUGCUUCAAGUUGCGUUUCCAUCAACGCCCCAAUCCGAUCUGGUUCUGCGGCUACCAAAGGACUUUGCCCGGGAAGGCUGGCUGUGGAAGACUGGGCCUCGGUCGUCUGACGCGCACCGCCGACGAUGGUUCACUUUGGACAACAGAAAACUGAUGUACCACGAUGAACCGCUCGAUGCUUACCCUAAAGGAGAGAUAUUUAUUGGUCACGAAUCCAAUGGGUACUGUAUCAAAGUAUCGAACACGGGUAACGGUUGCAAAGAGGCUCGUUUCCCUUUCCAUGUGGUGACGCCCGAGCGCACUUACUCGCUGGCCGCCACCACACACGAGGACCGCGCCUGCUGGCUCGCUGUCAUACAGCAGACCAUCAAGCGACCCCUUACACCUCAGGACUCUACUAUCGAAGCUACCCUCGUUCGUAAAAGAACGUCAUCGAAUUCCAUCAGCAUAUUCUCUGGCAGGUAGUUCUGAGGCACCGCGGUAGCUCAGCUCCGGAAUGGUUGUUCCUUUUGUAAUGUAUCACCUCACAACAUAAUCGAAUCUUUUCCAAUUCAAAAAGUACUCUGACAUCCCAUUUUCAUGAUAUUUUUAUAAUCCACUAGCUGUCGCCCGCGACUCCUUCCGCCCGGGAAUAAAUUAAGGUUCCUAGAGGGUUUCCCGGCAAUUAUUCGAAUUGUUCUCGCCGUAAAAACUAUCUUUGAACUUCAAGGACCAUUUAAAAAAAAGAAUUGGCCAUAUUGGUCCAAGCGUUGUUGAGUUAUGCGCUUACCAAAACAUUUUGCGGUUCAUUUUUAUAUUAUAGAUUAAUAUUACAGUUAAAAGUUUGAUUUUCCAAUAAAUUCCCGCCUUUUCUUUUUAAUACAAUAUGCCUAUUCUUUAUCAUAAAUGAAAUGUUAUACAUAAACUUUUUUUUUUCAAAUCGAUUUUUUCGAAACGAUUCGAUAAUGUUGCCUGAAUUUAAUUUUGUUGUUUUAUUACGCCAGACAGGAAAAAAAAAGUAAAAUAUUUUAUUUGUUUUUACAAAAGGGAGUAUACUUUAAUAUUUAAAUUAUUUAAAAUAUUUUCUUUAACUUAUACAAAUGUAGUGUUAUAAUGAAAGGGACUGAAUCUAUAAUUUAUGUGAGUAAAUUAUUAUUUUUUAAUUAAAAUGAAUGUUUGUCGUAUAAUCUUGAUGUAUUAUAUGAAGAGAAGUUUUGCUACAU
Papilio xuthus (Asian swallowtail) is the source of this 2022-nucleotide messenger RNA. RefSeq names its product arf-GAP with dual PH domain-containing protein 1. NCBI's taxonomy places the organism in Eukaryota, Metazoa, Arthropoda, Insecta, Lepidoptera, Papilionidae. Gene Ontology annotation, biological process: positive regulation of GTPase activity. Bases 131 to 1285 code for a protein of 384 amino acids. The record is from RefSeq and is a predicted model, not a curated record. Gene Ontology annotation, molecular function: phosphatidylinositol bisphosphate binding; GTPase activator activity; phosphatidylinositol-3,4,5-trisphosphate binding. Gene Ontology annotation, cellular component: intracellular membrane-bounded organelle; cytoplasm; plasma membrane. The transcript has 7 exons.